Tupaia belangeri chinensis (Chinese tree shrew) is the source of this 1001-nucleotide messenger RNA. RefSeq names its product sperm-associated antigen 11. Gene Ontology annotation, biological process: antimicrobial humoral immune response mediated by antimicrobial peptide. Bases 49 to 396 code for a protein of 115 amino acids. The record is from RefSeq and is a predicted model, not a curated record. Lineage: Eukaryota; Metazoa; Chordata; Mammalia; Scandentia; Tupaiidae. The transcript has 3 exons. Gene Ontology annotation, cellular component: extracellular region.
CUGCCCACCCACCUGGGGUCCUCUUAGCUUGUAGGACCCUCAGCAGACAUGAAGCAGCGAAUCCUCUCUCAUUUCACCAGCUUCCUCCUUGUGGCCCUGCUGUUCCCAGAACUGCCCAGAGCCCGUUUUGUUAACCAUUUUGGCAUUGAGGUUACCACAGAACCUGGCAAAGAAUCUCCUGGACGAGGAACAAAUGGGUCUCACUUGUUACACCAUCAUGUAAAACGUGGCUUCUUGCCACCACGCACUCCCCCUUAUCCUGAACCUGAACUAGAUUUCAAAGUUGUCAACUGCAAGAGAAGUGAAGGUUUCUGUCAAGAAUAUUGCAAUUACUUGGAAACACAAGUAGGCUACUGCUCUAAAAAAAAAGAUGCCUGCUGUUUACAUAGGAGCUGAUGUGGCCAAUACAGAAACCAAGGCUCUGCCCACCUGCUUGUUCUAGGCACAUUGUGCAUCCAGGCACAGGCGUUUUGGAGAAGUGGCUGACCAGGAAGGAACUGAGACAUUACCAUCUGUGCCAGACAGUCUGAACAUUAUGGCAAAAUGGAUGAGAAAGCUGGCUACAUAUGCUCUUGUACAAAAUGACUUAGUCUGGAAUGUACAGAAUCUUCAAAACCACACAAUUUAUGCUAGUAGAUGUGGACAUAAUAAACUUUCAUAGGAAAGCAUGAAAAUAUUUUGUUAUUUUAUUUAACAAAUAGCUUUGAGUACCUACUUUUGUUCUAAGCACUGAGAAAUGUAGUGAAUUUGGCACAUAAAUAAGAUACACAGGGAGACACAUAUUUGAACAAAAACAAUACACCAUAAAUGGAGCAGAUUAAUGUAAGACAACUUGAAAAGGGUUCCUGUGGAAAUAUGAGCAAAUUAGAGAAUGCUCAGGAAUUUGCUAAGUUGAGUGAGGCAGAGAUUUCCAAGCUAAGAGUAUAGUUUACAGAUGGGCAAUGGAGACAUAAAACUACGGUUUGUUAAAUAAAUGGGGAGAAGUCUAACUGUGAAAGAGA